UCUGUCUGUAUGUGUUUGUGUGUGGCCGCAUGAUCGCUCGCUGCAGGUUGGAGUGACUGAGUGUGUGUGUAUGUGCAUGUGCGAGGAGGACUGAGGUGGUUUGGAGCAGUGCCAGCUAUAAGUGGAGGUACCGGGAGCCACACGUCCAGAGGAACACGCAAAUUUGACAACAGUGGACACUGAUAUUUCACCUGUUGGACUGUGGCGAGGGUGGGGAUCCUGGAGGGAGACGCGGACACCAAGUCUUGGACGUCCUCAGCCGACGAGGGCUUAACCGGCACGGACAGAGAGGAUGGAGGAGAUGGAUCUUCAGUAUUGAGCGGAGGGCACCAGGAGGGGAGUCUGGGACCCCCCAUCAUUGUGUGCACGCGGCCAUACCCAGAGUGCCAGCUGUACUCGGAUGAGGAGGGAAUGGGCGGACGGGACAUGCAGGAGUCAGACAUGGACAGUGCUGCGGACAGCGGAGCGGGAUCUGAAUCUUCUGAAGGAGGACGGCAGGAUGACAAAGAGGAAGGACUGGGUGGACUCUUUCUACGUGGAAACAACUGUGGUCAGAUGGUGUCGUCAGCCGCAGCCUCAGUAAUCUCAGUGGAGGAGCAGUUUGAGGACUAUGGUGAAGGAGAAGAUGUGGACUUCACUCCUAGCAGCCCCAUCCCGGAUGAUGAUACCCGCACCAAUGGUUUCUCUGACCUGGGCUCAUCUCUGCCUUCCAGUGCUGGUCAAACCCCUCAGAAGAUCCGACACCUGUACAACAGUGAGCUUCUGGAUGUUUACUGCUCUCAGUGCUGCAAGAAAGUCAACCUGCUCAAUGACCUGGAGGCCAGACUCAAGAACCUCAAAGCUAACAGCCCAAACAGGAAAAUUUCCAGUACAGCAUUUGGCCGUCAGCUCUUCCACCACAGUAACUUCAGCAGCAGUCAGGGCAGCACUGAAGACCUGUUCAGAGACAGCAUCGACUCCUGCGACGUUGACAUCACCGAGAAGGUGAGCUAUUUAGAAAAGAAGAUUUCAGAGCUUGAAAACGACAGUCUGGCUAAUGGAGAUCUGAAAUCAAAACUUAAACAGGAAAACACACAACUAGUUCACAGGGUACAUGAGCUGGAGGAGCAGAUCAAAGAUCAGGAGACGCGUGCAGAGCAAUGUUUGGAGGAGGAGCUGAAGAGACACAGAGAGGCCUACAGCAAGAUGGAGAGAGACAAGAGCACUGAGAUUGAACUGCUCAGUAACAGGGUCCAGCAGCUGGAGGAGGAGAAUGCAGAGAUGAAAGUGAAUGUGUGCAGACUCAAGUCUCAGACCGAAAAACUGGACCAGGAAAAGCAGCGUAUGACGGAUAAACUGGAGGACACAAGCCUGCGCUUGAAGGAUGAGAUGGAUCUGUACAGAAAGAUGAUGGACAAACUUUGGCAGAACAGACACGAGUUUCAGAAGGAGCGAGAGGCCAUGCAAGAGCUGAUUGAGGACCUGCGGCGUGAGCUGGAGCAUCUGCAGCUCUUUAAACUGGAGACGGAGAAGCCUGGACGUGGACGUACCGCUGCUGGACUGUCUGAAUACAAUGCCAAGACUCGAGAGAUCGAACUGGAGCAUGAAGUAAAAAGGCUUAAGCAGGAAAACCAUAAACUCAGAGACCAGAACGAUGAUCUGAAUGGACAGAUUCUCAGCCUCAGCCUUUAUGAGGCCAAAAACCUGUUCGCUUGUCACACCAAGGCCCAGUCGCUGGCAGCAGAGAUUGAUAACGCUUCAAGAGAUGAGCUGGUUGACGCUUUGAAAGAACAAGAGGAGAUCAACUUCCGAUUGCGGCAGUACAUGGACAAAAUCAUCCUUGCCAUCCUCGACCACAACCCCUCCAUUUUAGAGAUCAAGCAUUAGACUGCAAAGCUGAGAGGACUCACCAUUUGCAGAGAGCUCCCUCUUCAGGCCGGGAUUGAGAAAUGUCUCUUCUUUGCCCCCUUACACCAGUCCAUCAUGUAUUUACCGGGCAAGUUACAGUACUGUCAAAUUAUGGUGUCUAUGUCUCUCUC
Molecule: messenger RNA, 2018 nt
Organism: Danio aesculapii
Lineage: Eukaryota; Metazoa; Chordata; Actinopteri; Cypriniformes; Danionidae
Gene: rab11fip4a
Product: RAB11 family interacting protein 4 (class II) a
Exons: 13
Coding region: 412-1866 (484 amino acids)
Biological process (GO): regulation of DNA-templated transcription; regulation of cytokinesis; endocytic recycling
Cellular component (GO): cleavage furrow; endocytic vesicle; recycling endosome membrane
Molecular function (GO): DNA-binding transcription factor activity
Source: RefSeq, a predicted model, not a curated record